Camellia sinensis is the source of this 2050-nucleotide messenger RNA. Its product is annotated as putative WRKY transcription factor 3. Gene Ontology annotation, molecular function: DNA-binding transcription factor activity; sequence-specific DNA binding. Gene Ontology annotation, biological process: regulation of DNA-templated transcription. The record is from RefSeq and is a predicted model, not a curated record. Lineage: Eukaryota; Viridiplantae; Streptophyta; Magnoliopsida; Ericales; Theaceae.
CUUCCACGCACUGAUAGACGAAGAAUCCAUACAUUCACACACACUGACGAUCGAACCAAAACCCAAUUCCCAAAAAACUUCCGUGUAAAACCUCCACAGAUCUCUUCCUCCCGUGUAGAGAGAGAAAUGGCUAAGACCGACAAGGUCUCAGCGCCUUCACGGCCUACGAUCAUACUCCCACCUCGCACCUCCUUCGACUCCAUCUUCGCCGGUUUGAGCCCUGGUCCGAUGACCCUCGUCUCGAGUUUCUUCUCCGACAGCUACUCCGACUCCGACUGCCCUUCCUUCUCUCAGCUCCUGGCCGGAGCCAUGGCUUCCCCUGUUGCUGCCGAUGGUGGAAUCCCAACUCUGCCCAGCUUUUUAGCCAGUAGUUUGUCGAACGAAGUGGAUUCUGAAGAUGCGUGUGAACAGAAAUUAGGGUUUAAGCAGAAUCGGCCAGUGAAUUUGGUGGUUGCUCAUUCUCCCCUGUUUAUGGUUCCUCCUGGGUUGAGCCCUUCUGGGUUGCUUAAUUCGCCCGGUUUCUUCUCUCCACUUCAGAGCCCCUUUGGAAUGACCCACCAGCAGGCCCUAGCACAAGUUACAGCGCAGGCUGCAUUAUCUCAAUGUCAUUUGCAUGUCCAAGCCGAAUCUCAACCUUCUUCACUAGUAGCUUCUGAAGAAUCUUUGAACGACCAUCAAUCCUUUGCUUCCAACACAACCAUACAACAACAGGUGCCCACUGUGAUAUCAGAACCUGAAAGUUCCGUAAUUGAAUCAUCAGAAGUUUCUCAACCCAAUAGGAAAUCACUACCUCCUUGUGCUGCUGUUGACAAACCUGGGAAUGAUGGCUACAACUGGCGAAAAUAUGGGCAGAAACAGGUCAAGACAAGUGAUCAUCCUCGAAGCUACUAUAAAUGUACACAUCCCAAUUGUCCAGUUAAGAAGAAGGUUGAGCGUAAUUUUGAUGGGCAGAUAACUGAGAUUAUCUACAAAGGCCAGCACAAUCACGAACUUCCGCAAUCUAAUAAACGUGCAAAAGAUGGUAUUGAUAAGAACUCAAAUACAAACUCUCAGGUAAGGCGUGAACUUGGUGUGCAGGGUGAGACAGAAAUGAGCAGGGAAAAUGAAACUUUUCAUUCAGUUCCUAGGAGGGUCCAGGCGUCUACCCAACUGACACCGAUACAGUUAUCAGGAUCAAGUGAUCAUGUUGAAAUGGGUGACAUUGAAAUGAGACUAAAUCAAGCCGACAAUGAUGAACCAAAUCCCAAGAGAAGGAACAAAGAGGUCGGGACAUCUGAAGUAACCUCGUCGCAUAAUACAGUCACAGAACCCAGAAUUGUUGUGCAGACAAGGAGUGAAGUUGAUCUCUUGGAUGAUGGGUACAAGUGGCGAAAGUAUGGGCAGAAAGUGGUCAAGGGCAAUCCUCAUCCAAGGAGUUACUACAAAUGCACUUAUGCAGGAUGCAAUGUUCGUAAGCAUGUCGAGAGGGCUUCAACUGACCCCAAAGCUGUCGUAACCACAUACGAAGGGAAACACAACCAUGAUGUCCCUGGAGGUAGAAAGAGUGGUUCCAACACAGCAAAUAGUAACACAUUGCAGUUAAAAUCACAUAAGGUGGUGACUAAGAAGCCUGCUCUACUUGAAGAAAUGGAUUUUGGAAACAAAGAUGAAAGGCCGGUUCUUUUACAGCUAAAAGAAGAGCAAAUCAUAGCAUAAACUUCUAAACAAGAUUGAUUGGAUUUGAAGUGACUUGCCCAUUCACAUGGUAUAAGAUGGAGUGAUCGGGAGAGAGAGCAAUUAUUUGAAAGCUUGUUGUGAAGCCCACAAGAAUGGUUUGCUGCGUGUAUAGUAAAUGCAUUGGCUGCUAUAUGUAUCUGCACUGUAUUGUGUUAUGUAUAUGUGAAAUCUGAGCAGGGGUUGCUGUAUGUAUAGUAAAUGCGUCGCCUGCAAUAUGUAUCUGCACCUUAAUUUCUUCUGUAUGUGGGAUAUUAGGCCUUGUGUGUGUGAGUAUUUGUUCAGACUUUUGCAGAGGCAUGGAUAUAAUGUUUGAACAAGAUGUUAAGUUUCUCUC